UUUAACGUCAAUGUUUAUCAAUUAUUUCGACAAUAUUGUAGUCUGGCAACUUUGCGUCAACUGACAUAUGACAGUUGUCGGAAAAUUCCUUUUAGCUGCAUGAGAUUGAAGGUUACUAUAGCCGGUGCAAAAUAUGGCAAUGGCACGAAAGGGAGUCCUUAACGUGAUGCAAAAAUUAGGGUCCGGGACCAAAUUGGCGUGUCAUGGAUUUGGACAACAGAAUAGUCGCGCAUUAAGUAACCAUCAUAGGAGACUACACAUUUCCUCUGCUAUUCAAAUUUUUGGACGAAAGUCUAACAGCCAACCAAUUGGAAGAUUGUAUACAACAGAAAGCGCAAAAAAAGCUUCAAGUCCGGAAAUUUUGUCAAAGUUGUUUCCCCAAACUGCAGCCAAUGUUGAUGAAGAGACUGAACGCGAAAGAAAACGCAAAGAGGAGGAAGAGGCUAAGGAAAAUGAAAAGGCUUGGAAACGUAUGAAAAUUGGAUUUGCAGUAUUUGGUGGUAGUGGCAUUGCACUAGCCAUAUGGGCUGUAUAUGAGUUCGGGAAACCCGAGGUAGAUGUCGAAGGACAAGUAAUUGAAGAUGAAUUCAGCAAAAGCCCUGUCAUCCAGCAGUAUAUACAGCGUAUGUGGAAAUCCAUGAAUUACUACCAGAAAAUGAUUCAGGAGCCAUCACGCGACAAGCUUUUGCCAGAUCCUCUUAAACAUCCAUACAUACAGCCGCCGUACACAUUAGUCCUUGAAAUGAAAGAUGUUCUUGUACAUCCUGAUUGGACAUACCAAACUGGUUGGAGGUUUAAAAAACGCCCCGGUGUCGAUCAUUUCUUACAAGAAUGUGCAAAGCAUUUCGAAAUUGUUGUAUUUACUGCCGAACAAGGCAUGACGGUAUUUCCGAUCUUAGAUGCUUUGGACCCUAAUGGAUACAUUAUGUAUCGCUUGGUACGCGAUGCAACUCAUUUUGUUGAUGGACACCACGUCAAAAAUUUAGACAAUUUAAACCGAGACCUGAGCAAGGUCAUUGUCGUGGAUUGGGAUCAAAAUGCAACUAAACUGCAUCCGGAUAAUACUUUCAACAUUGCCAGAUGGCUAGGCAAUGAUGACGACACGCAACUACUUGAUUUGAUAUCAUUUUUGAAAACUCUGGCAUCUGCUGAGGUUGAGGAUGUUCGUGAUGUUUUACAUUACUAUCGGCAGUUCGAUGACCCUAUAGCUCAAUUUAGAGAAAACCAACGGCUUUUACUAGAGCAAAUGCAAGAAAAAGAACGGGAAGAGCAAACCAAAUCAAAACCAAUUGUGAAAAAAUGGACGCCCAGCUUCCUCGGACGCUCAUCUUAAGCGGAAGCGCCCAAUAAAUUACUUUAAUAGAUCAUUGUUUUGCAUAGUUUUUAUUCAUUAAAAUGAAAAGUUUUCUUCAUUUAAA
Molecule: messenger RNA, 1418 nt
Organism: Zeugodacus cucurbitae (melon fly)
Lineage: Eukaryota; Metazoa; Arthropoda; Insecta; Diptera; Tephritidae
Product: mitochondrial import inner membrane translocase subunit TIM50-C-like
Exons: 6
Coding region: 134-1333 (399 amino acids)
Molecular function (GO): phosphoprotein phosphatase activity
Source: RefSeq, a predicted model, not a curated record